This is a messenger RNA of Lingula anatina, 5745 nucleotides long. RefSeq lists its product as uncharacterized. Gene Ontology annotation, molecular function: SUMO-specific endopeptidase activity. Gene Ontology annotation, biological process: proteolysis; protein desumoylation. Lineage: Eukaryota; Metazoa; Brachiopoda; Lingulata; Lingulida; Lingulidae. Gene Ontology annotation, cellular component: cytoplasm; nucleus. The record is from RefSeq and is a predicted model, not a curated record.
AUUACCGCCAAGUUAUGCGUACCGUCACGUAUUUAACUGAAUGAUAUAGUUUUUGUUUCAUUUUUUAUCUAUAAUUGAAUUUUUUAACUUAAUUGAAAUGAAGUUUGUAUAAAAACAUCAACUGUUAUGCUGAACGACGAGAUGUUUAAGUAUUAAAUCUUUUUUUACAACAAUCGGAAAUGGGUCUGUGCGAUUUGGCAUCAUGGCGAAGACGGUUCAGUAAGACAACACCACCACAACCUCUUGAUUUUAUAAAAAUAUGCCAUGAAUUCGUCAUUAUUAAAUGCAUUGAAAAAAGCUGAUGCCCAACCAGAGUCAGGAUGGAAGCAUGCUAGUUUGUUUUCUUCAACCUCACCAAGUAGUAGCAGUUGUAGUGAGCAACAACUAUCUGAAGAUCCUCUCAGCUGGGUGACAAAACAAACCGGAUCUUCACAAAGCAGUGAAAUAAUCAGUGCUUCCCAGUCGAAGUCUGAAUCAGAAUCUGAUGAGGUUCUUUUGAUAGAAAGUUCUCCUGAGGCUGAAAAAGCUAGAAUUAACAGCAGUGAAGGCACAGUCGUCCAACAGCAUAGAAUGCAGGAACAUAAUUCUGCUCACAUUGGAAGAGUACCAAACACAUAUGACCAAGGUGCAUCUGGGGCAUCACCAUUAGGUUCUCCAAGUCCUCAGAAAAUGAUUCCAAGAAGUCUCACUCUGGUAACACAUGGAGGCUCUCCUGGUACUCCUAGGUCACAGAUAGUAAGGACUGUGCCCAUUCAGGUAGUAACAACCCUGGGGACAGGUGCCCCAGUGAGGCAACCAGCCCAGUCUUUAUCACCAGGAACCCAUGGUGGAAGUGGAAACAGACCAGGUAUUCUACGCCAGGUAAUACAUCAAGGUCAAACAACACAGCAAAAUUUUGUCAAUACAGUACAACAGUCCCUUCCAACAGGAAUACAAGCUGCGUCACCCGAAAAAAAUAUUCAAGUUCUUGUUUAUUCAACAACUAAUCAACCUCCGGCCCAAAAAUACCAAAAGAAAAUAGGCAAGCAUGGGGAAGUGCAGUUUUUACGAAUGUCUGCCCAGGGACCAAAAGAGGGCAGUAAACCACUUGUGAAACAAGGGUUGCAGCAAAAAAUUUCUGCCUCAGCUGCAGCAAAGGUACAUUUGUCUCAAAAUCAAGGACGUCCUAUCUUUCCAAACUGCAGCAAAAAUCAAAACGCUAUGAAUUCCCAGAUGUUACAUCAGGAUUUCCAACCCAAGAUUGUAGAAGUCUCCAGCUCUCAUAUACCCCUUGGUACCCCACACCAAGCCAGUCAGAAUAUCUCCGCAGCUAAUAAUGUCCAGACAACUGUUAUAGGUUCCAGUACCACUUCACCUACCAAAGCAUUGAUUAACAACAAGAGCCCAGUGAAGCUGGUGUUUUUAGGCCCAGAGUCCAAGAAUCCAGAUGCUCUUGCUCAUAUGGUCUCCCAUAUCAGCACUGUUGCAGGGAAGCCAGUUUCGGUACAAACCAACCUGGUUGGAAAUGGUGGUGUUGACAGCAAUACAAUGGUGAUUGAAAAGAAUGCCCUGUGUUUUAUUGAUAACAAGUUAAUGCAGUGGGAUGGCACAAAGCUGGUGGAAGUAGGUGUUUUACCUGGUCAAGUAAAGGGAGGUGGAGGGGGCAAAAACUCACCGGGACAAGUGUGGAAUGGAAGGGUGUUUAAACAUGUUAAUGUGGAAGAUCUGGCAAGGAAACCAAUCCAUGCAGCCAGCACUGCAGUUACCCAGAACAGCACGGUGAACAGCUCGUCAGGUCAGUCAGUUGUCACUAUGACCCCAGUCCAGCCAAAGAAGCCAUCUAGAAAAAGACCAGUUCCUCCAGAUGAUGGGGGAGAUUAUUAUAUAGCUUGUAGCAAGUGUGGUCAGCUGAGCAAAGAUUAUUUGAACUGUGAUGAUUGUGGCCGACCUCUACCAGAGACUGUGAAGUGGUAUAAAGCGUCAGAGGAAUCAAAGUCCAAAAAUGUCAAACUUUCAAAACCUAUAGACCAGAAAACAUUCUACAAGUCAAAAUUAAGUGUACAUAGCUCGUUGUAUAAAGAUAUGACUUUUGAGGAAGAUAAUCCACUGGGAAAGACAACCAGAAGUCCCUCCGUGCAAGGGAAUCGGGGAGGGAAGACUGGCCAGAUUAGAGGACGUGGUCGGGGAAAAGGAAGGGGAAGAGUACCCCUUAAAUUUUUAGAACCAGAGACUGUCACAAUCUCAUCCUCUGAGGAUGAAGAGAGUCAUAGUACCAGCAACAGCAUCAGCAACAGUUCUCGGUCUACUCCUGAGAGUAAUAAAGAGCUUGAAGUUGCACCUAAGAAACCUUUGACAAGAAGGGAGAAGAUGGAAGGACCAGAUGGGAAACCAGCAGGAGGUGGCCAACCAGAGUUCAUAGAGGGGGUUCAUUAUGUACGUGUGGCCCAGCCACAGGCUCCCCCACCUGCUACCACUAAUGUCCAAGAGGAAGAGGAUCUCCCCAUUCAGAGACUGGUGCUAGAGGCCAAGAGGGUCAUGCUUGGUUCCUUGCCUGGGAUACCAUUUGAACCUAUCAUUUUAUCUCCAGAAGUUAUACGAAUGAAAAUAGAGUGUCAGGAUGAUUCUGUCAACAUAUCAUUGUAUCCCAAUGAUAUUGUGAAGUGCAAGGGUCACUUUGGCCAGAAGAUGGCAGUGCUGUUCCUGUACACAACCCCAGGGUGUGGUGCCAGAGUCCGGUCCCUCUGUCAUAUGAACCAAGCUACAGACCCCUGCUAUGACCCUGGCAGUAUACAACAAAAUCGAAAGUGUAUCACUAUCAUUUUCCCACAUCCGCAGCCAAAGGCACAGGAGAAGAAGAUAGAAAAGAUCUUUGAAAUGAUUCAAGAGAAGCAAGGUGAAGAGCAGAACUCCGAGGAAAAAACAAAACUUUAUUCACAUGUCACUGACAAAGAGACACUGGAGAUCAUGACAGAUAUUAAUACUAAACAAAAUCAGCAGUUGGAGCGGUCUCGACAGGACAAAGCGGCUGAUGAAGAUCAGCAGAUGGGAGAGGUAGAAGACAUGGAGAUGCCUCAUGUUUACAGGUUUACUGGGCCCAUUGUCAAACUAUUGGUAUGGCCGCCUCCCCCAGCCAUAGGUGGUAUAACUGUCACCAAUGAAGAUCUGUUUUGUCUGAAUGAUGGGGAGUUCCUAAAUGAUGUCAUCAUUGACUUUUAUUUGAAGUACCUAUAUGUGACUAUGCUCAGCGAACAAGACAGACAACGCACGCACAUUUUCAGCUCAUUCUUCUACAGAAGAUUGGUACAGAAGAAUAUAUCCAGGUACUCCACUUCAGAAACACAGAAUAUGAGUACAUCAGAGAAGAGGCACAACAGAGUGAAAACUUGGACUAAGAAUGUUGACAUUUUUGACAAAGACUUUAUUAUUGUCCCCAUCAAUGAAAGUGCCCAUUGGUUUCUUGCCAUCAUUUGUUUUCCUGGCAUUGAUAGACCAGAGACAUACGAAUAUACUAAAACUUUUAAAGUAGAGGAACCGUUCAUGAGAUUGCUAAAAGACCACAAAACAAAAAGUAUAUUAACCAUUGACAAAAACAAGCUGAAAGAGAAGAACAAACAAGAGCUGUCCACAAAUGUUGCUGUCAAAGUGGCAACCCAGGGUAAAGUGACUGUGGUGAGACUGAAACAGACAGAUAAAGAUGACAAGUCCAAAAAGACAUUGACAGUAACUCCUCCAGAGGAGCUGGAUGAUAUGAGACUACAGGAGAAAGCGGAGAAUGACUUGCUGGCAGCACACACACUGAUCACUCUGGCUCAAGGUGAUGAAUCUAUAGCCAAGGAGACUGAAAGUCAGUCUUCAUCUAACUGCAGUAGUCAGGAAAGCAAGGAAGAACCCAUGGAUUGUGAUGAAGCUGACACCCCAAGUACCCCCAAUAAAGAGGAGAAGAUGGAGGUGGAGGGUGGCAGUAAGGAAAUGGUGGAUUCCCAGUCAUCGGUGGAGACACCUGAAACAACCCAGAAAGUGAAAGAGGAAGAAAAAACUUCUGCCAAACCUAACAAGACACUAACACUGCAACAAACUGUGCAGGGAAUUAAGAAGCAACCCUGUAUCCUAAUUUUUGACUCACUCCCUGGGCCAUCGAGAUCAGGAGUAGUUCGCACGUUAAGGGAGUAUUUACAAGUAGAGUGGAACAAGAAGAAACAGACCAAGAAAGUGUUUGACAAGGAUACCAUAAAAGGUGCUAAUCCCAAGGCUCCACAGCAGAACAAUUACAGUGAUUGUGGGGUGUAUGUGCUGCAAUAUGUGGAGAGUUUCUUCCAGAAUCCAAUCAAGGACUUCAACAUCCCAAUCAAAGAGCUGGAAAACUGGUUCACAGUUGAACUGGUCAGCAAAAAGAGGGAAGAACUGAAAAACUUAAUUUUAAUACUGCAAAAAGAGCAGGAUGAAAAGCCUGUCAAGGUCAAAGAGGAAAAAGAAGAAGAAAAACCUGAAACAUCUGCCCAGUCAACAUCUGAGACAUGACAGCUGUGGUCAUCUCUGGUGCAAAGUAUUUGUGAAAAGAUGUGACACUGUGAACUUAAUAUUAUCUUAAUAUAGUAAAGUUGUGUAAAUUUUAUUUGUGUAACAAGUAUACCAAUAAAUAUUACUUUUAGUUUAGUAUAAAUGAUAAUGAUGAUAUUGAACUGACUACUAGGGAGUUUUGAAAGAGUAUGUGAGGGGCCCACAGCUUUAUUUCUUAUUGUAUAUUAUUAUUAAAAAUUGAUGAUGAUGAUGUUGAUGAAUUAUAGUUGAAUGGAAUAUGGAUGGACAAUAGGGUCCAUCAGUUACAUUAAUUAGAAUCUAAUUGGUUGAGUUUAAGAUUUCUUCACUUGAACCAUAAUGUUACCUUGACUUCCAGAUAAUAUUAUAAAGAAUUGCGUAUUUUCAAAAAAGCAGGAGCAUAAGAUGUAUCUUAUGGCUACGCUUUCCAGGAAAUACCUGUUUGGUGCAAUUAUAUAUUCAGUAUAAAUUUUAUCAUGAGAUAAUAGAGAAAUCUUUUAUGAGAUUUAUGUAAUUUGUAUCAUAGAAUUAUAUGGAUAUGCGCAAUUUUUCAAGUUUCAUUAUGAAAGAAGGUGUGUUUGUACACUUCCUGAUGUAAGCCAGUAGCAGUGUUCAGCAGUAACUACAGUAUAAUAUGAUAUUUAUGAAGUGAAUUAUUGUCAGUGAUUUGGUUUUAUAAAUCACACUAGUACCACUCCAGUCUAGUCAUUAUAUCCCCACUGAUAUUCCAUUAUUUCGCCAUUUAUUUCAGCAGUGCACAUUAGCAUACGUAGUAAAAGAUUCCAGUUAAAAAUGAAUUUUAAAGAUGAAAUGUAGCAUUCUGUUUACAAUUCUUAUUUUAAGGAGAAUUGGCAAAAUAAAGGACUCAGUUGUAUAUUAUUAUAUAAAUUUGGAUUGAUCAAAAAGAAAUACAAGAGUACUGUCAACAUGGGUUCAUUUUAUGAAAUAUUUAAAUCUCGCGGUAUUUUGUAAAAUAAAGGCGCUUGACUUUAUUGUAUACAGCUUCAGUAAAUCGAUUUGAAUGGUGCAGAUAACAGUAUAUUGUACAUUUUUGUUUAAAAACAUGAUACAACAAACGCUAAAGUUCAAACGGUUACAAGUGACUAUAUUGCGUAAUACUCUGAUGAACAAGAUCUGAAAGAGAUGUAUGGAGUAACGUAGGCAACCAUCUGCCGACAGAUAACGUUGUUGUUAGACUAUUGUAUUGUAAAUAAAAUUUGUUCCUUAAUA